GCUCACUUGGCCUCCGGUUGGUUCCUGUACCAAAUCUUCAGCUCUUCUCUGGAAAUGAAUGACUUCCGGUCGCUCUAAUCGCAUCCUGUGUGUGUGUAGCAGUAAAUAUGUGCACAGCUGAGUCCGUGAUUUCUGCAGAGAUUUUUGGCCACAAAAAGCAAAAGAUGAACCCAGUUGGUGCAUCGGGACCGGUCCAGUUUACAGCUGUUUACAGAUGUUUACAAAUGUUAGAUUCUCAUUAGUGUUGGAGGAGCGCGUGCCUAGGAUUUAACACGGGACACAAACUUUGUGUGUGUGUGUGUGUGUGUGUGUGUGUGUGGUGGGCUUUAACUAGGACGUCCCGACAUGGAUCCUCCGGACCUCUGAAGCUGUUUUCCCGGAGUUUAAGUUGGAAAACCGGGAAUUUUUAACCUCAUGUAAAGGCAAAAAAGUCCAAACAUGUCUCAGAACUUGAAGAAGAGAAGCCACUGGAGCAGCAGAGUGCAUGAAGUGGUGCUGAAGCGGGAUAAGCAGCGGGAGCUCCGGGUGGAGAUCAGAGGCGGCGCAGAGCUCGCCCAGUUCCCGCUGCUCGGAGCCGUGCACGGGGCAGCUGCUCCGGGACAGGCCACUCCGAGCCGGGGAGAACUUCUCCUGGAGGUCAACGACACCCCGGUGGCCGGACUCACCACCAGAGACGUGCUGGCGGUGUUAAAACACUGCAAAGACCCCGUCCGCCUCAAGUGCGUCAAAACAGGAGGAGUUGUAGAUAAAGAUCUCAGGCUCUACCUCAGCCUGCGCUUUCAGAAAGGCUCUCUAGACCACGAACUGCAGCAGAUCAUCCGGGACAACCUCUACCUCCGCACCGUGCCCUGCACCACCCGGCCGCCUAAAGAGGGAGAGGUGCCAGGAGUGGACUACAACUUCGUGAGUGUGGAGCGUUUCCUGGAGUUAGAGAGAAGUGGAGCUCUGCUGGAGAGUGGGACAUAUGAAGAUAACUACUACGGCACACCCAAACCCGCGGUGGAGGCGAGCAGUGUGCUGCUGAUUCCCGGCUCCAUCCCAAACGCAGCCAGCAAACGCAGACGCAACAAAUCCGUCAGUAACAUGGAGAAAGCCGGGCUCGAACCACCUGAGGAGGAGGAGGAGGAGGAGACUGCUGUCGUCAACGGCAACGAAGUUACUGCCACACCAGACUGCAGUGAACAAGAGGAGAAGAGUACAGAAGGCACUGGGAACACACCUCAGACAGAUGUGACAGUGAGAGAGGAGAAGGAGGAGACAGACAUGAUGAGGGCGGAGACAGAGGAGGACAAGCCCCACCCUAAAGACGAGCACUGUGAUGAGCUUGGACCUCUGCCUGAUAACUGGGAGAUGGCCUACACCGAGAAAGGAGAGGUGUACUUUAUUGAUCACAACACUAAGACAACGUCAUGGUUAGAUCCACGGCUAGCAAAGAAAGCUAAACCACCAGAGGAGUGCAACGAAGACGAGCUUCCGUACGGCUGGGAGAAAAUAGAUGAUCCAGUUUACGGGAGUUACUAUGUGGAUCAUAUAAACAGGAGGACUCAGUUUGAGAACCCGGUUCUAGAGGCUAAGAGGAGACUGCAGAUGCAAAGUCAAGGCCUUUCCUCACUUCCACUGUCUGCUCUAUACAGAGCGGAUGAGGGCGUGUCCUUCGCCACUCUGCCCCGGGUGAGGCUGGCGUAUGUGGGCCCGGCUCCUGAGCGCUCUCACAGCCUCACUGACCUGCCCGAGGCCCCCCUGAGCCGGCCCGGAGCAUUCGCACCGCACGAGAAGCCCCUGUUCACACGAGACCCCACACAGCUGAAAGGCAGGUUCCUGUCGACGACGCUGCAGAAAAGCACCAUGGGAUUCGGCUUCACAAUUAUCGGCGGAGACGAACCAGACGAGUUCCUGCAGGUGAAGAGCGUGAUUCCAGACGGCCCUGCUGCACAGGACGGCAAGAUGGUUACAGGUGAUGUGAUCGUCUACAUAAAUGAGGUGUGUGUUCUCGGCACGACUCACGCAGACGUGGUGAAGCUAUUCCAGUCGGUGCCCAUUGGACAGAGCGUGACCCUGGCACUUUGCCGCGGAUACCCGUUACCCUAUGACGCAGAGGAUUCAGGAAACACCAUGAUCUCUCCUUUGGGUCUUAUAGGAGACCGCCCCCUAUUGCUCAAUGGGCGCAAUUGCACCACGUAUGACACGUACAUGGAGUACUUAAGCCGCACCGCGCACUUCCUGGAUGAUGGAGUCUCGGUGGCGUCGUCGGGGACAGAAUUGAUUGCCGUUACCAUUGUGAAGGGGUCAGACGGGUUUGGCUUCACUGUAGCGGACAGCGAUGGGGGUCAGAGGGUGAAGCAGGUGCUCGAGCCUCAGCGCUGCCCAGGUCUGUGCGAAGGAGACCUGAUCGUGGAGAUCAACCAGCGGCCAGCCCUCACGCUUUCUCACACACGGGUGGUGGAGUUGCUGAAGGAAUGUGUGGUCGGAGCCGAGGCCACCCUGCUUGUACAGAGGGAGAGAGGUCACAUUUCACCUUGGAAGAGUCCCAAACAGGUUUUGGAGCACUGGGACCCUCAGGGUGGUGUUUGUGCCCCUGUCCUGCCCCACAGCGCCCCCUACCUGCCCUGGCCCUCAGCUACUGACCCCUCUCGGGGCUUUGACCUCAGCAAACCUGACCCCUAUGACCUGUACACCAAAUCCAGGGCUUUGUAUGAGAGUAGGCAGCCAGGCUUGCCUCGACCCGUUUACCCAGCGGACCCCUCGGCAGAGUUCCAGGAAGUGGAAGUGGAUCUGCACAGAGAGAAAUCCGGCUUCGGUUUCAGGAUCCUGGGAGGAGAGGAAGCAGGACAGCCUGUGAGUCCGGAGCUUCCUGAGAAGAUCCUGAUCGGGGCGAUCGUCGAGAACAGCCCGGCGGAUAAAGAUGGCCGCCUGCGUCCCGGAGACGAGCUGAUCUCAGUAGACGGGAUCUCUGUGGCGGGAAAACCUCAUCGCCACGUCAUCGAUCUGAUGCAUGUGGCGGCUCGGACCGGCCACGUCAAACUUACGAUCCGGAGGAGAGUGCAGCCUGCGGGUGAGUCGUGUCCUCAGAACGGACGCAGUCCCGGCUCGCUCUCCACCCAGCACAGCUCACCUCGGAGCGACUUCAACUCUGGAAACUUCUCCAACAGCGGCAGCGUUCCUCAAAACCCCACCCCUAAUGCCACACCGUCGCAGCCCUCGGACACGGCGGCCAGUCAGACCAGUGAUAUCGUCAUUCAGCGCAAAGAGACCGAAGGGUUUGGGUUCGUCAUCAUCAGUUCACUGAACAGGCCAGAAACCGCAGCCGCUCCAGCGGUGCCCCAUAAGAUCGGGCGGAUCAUCGAGGGUAGUCCGGCCGAGCGCAGCGGGAAGCUGAAGGUGGGAGAUCGGAUCCUGGCUGUGAAUAAUCAGUCCAUUGUGAGCAUGGCACACGCUGACAUUGUUAAACUCAUUAAAGACGCGGGACUGAGCGUCACCCUGCGCGUCGUCACACAGGAUGAGACGAGCAGUACUCCCUCAGCUGCUAGCUCAGAGAAACAGAGUCCUCUGGCCCACCCGAGUCCGGUGGCACAGAAUAACCAAGCUGAGAUGGACACGCCCCCAAACACACACCCCAGCCCUGUCAAUCAAACCAGCCCAGCCAAUCAGACGACCCCUGAGAGCCAGCAGAGUCAGCCCACCCAGUCUGCAACUGUCCCAGUGCAGAUGUACACACAUGACAGCGGGUACAGGUCAGAGGUCAAAGCUCGUCAGGACGUGAAGCCUGACAUUCGUCAGCCUCCGUUCACUGAUUACCGCCAACCGCCCGUGGACUACAGACAGCCUCCUGUAGCAGAGUACACACACACCCCACUGCUGGACUACAGACACACUGACCCACGCUCCUACACCAUCACAGAGUACAGACACAUACAGAAUUUUGAUUUCUUCACUGUGGAGUUGGAGAAGAGUGUUAAGGGUUUUGGGUUCAGUAUUCGAGGUGGGCGGGAAUACAAGAUGGACCUGUUCGUUCUCCGAUUGGCUGACGAUGGCCCGGCCAUCCGCAAUGGCAGGAUGAGGGUUGGAGACCAGAUCAUAGAGAUUAAUGGUGAGAGCACACGGGAGAUGACACACACUCACGCCAUUGAGCUCAUCAAGUCGGGUGGAAACAGAGUGAGACUGCUGCUGAAGAGAGGAACGGGACAGGUACCGGAGUAUGCAGAUAGCUCCACCCCCUGGGAUCCUAACCCUCCAGCCUCCUCAAGCGUGUCGGAAGUAGCUCCGCCCCUCGAGAGCUUAACCAACACAUCGCCGUCAUCCCAUGUGAACCCAUCUACUGAGCCACCUCACAUGCCGCUGAUCGAUACGGAAGCCCCCGAAAGCUGCCGCCAGGGUCUUAAAGCGGCGGAGAAGGCAGGCGCGGGGUCCAGCAGGGGGCAGAACCGGCACCGGGAGGGCAGCAGAGCCAGACGCAGAAGCGCCGGCGGGAACAAGGGGCACCAGAAUCGCUCAGACGACACGAAAGCGGAAUCCAACAAGAGCCGAUCCAAAGAGCGGAAACGAGACCUGCCUAAAUCCCUGCGAGGCGACACCGAGGUCAACGGGGGCGCUGUGGAGGGCGUCGGAAUGGUGCAGCAGGUCAAAGGUCAGGCACGAGAGCAAGACAGAGGGACGGGGGAGAGAAAGACAUCCAAGAACACCAGCAACAUGGCGAGCAGGAAGGCGACCGUGUCCCCAGGGCCGUGGAAAAUCCCCGGAUCGGAUAAACUCCCGAGCAGCCUGCGUUCAGCCUCAUCCACCAUCAGCAGAUAAAAACACACACACACAUGGUUAGCUUCAAUUAGCUUCGAUUAGCUCACUCAGCCCUGAAGCGAUAAUCGAUACGAAGCCCCGCCCCCUCACCCUCUUGUGGAUGAACAAAUUUGAUUCAAUCGUAAUUGAUUUGCUCUGAAAUCCUGGAUUUCAGGACCACGGAGAGAUCCCAAAUCCAUCCCCCACAACCCUCUCGUUCUCACGCCUUCACACACUAACGGGCCUCGUUAAGUUCUAUUUUAUUUCUAAAUUAUUCUUUUAAAGAGACAUGACACCCACCACCUUAAAAACUGGAAGUGUUUUUUUUUGUUUUUGUUUUUUUCUUGGUAAAGAAAAGAAAAUACUGAAGAUGAUGGAUGUGUUUAACUUCGGAGAAGAACCAACAGAACCGAACUCUGACAUGCGUCGGAACCACGGCGGGUUUUUAUACACACGAAGGAAUUUAUUCUAUUUUACUGAAGGAUGAAGGAUGAAGGACAUGAUGCCAGAGUUUAUUCCCAUGUGUUCUGCCUUAAAUCAGCCAAACUGCAGAUGUUUAAUAAACACACGGAUGAUUAGAGAAAUACGUGUUAUUAUUAUAUUAUAUUAAAUAUAAAAAGAGAUCUAUGACAUACCACAGUGUAAAUACACUCACUGCUGUUUCACUCUCAGCAGCACAACCCCGGCUGCACGUCCUCCUCGGAACCGUCUGAUUGGUCUCCUGCUCCCGUCUGCCAUUUUCCCUCAGUCAAUCAGCAUCGAGGUGCUUUCGCCAUCAACUCCAGUCCACGUCAAUCAGAAGAGGCUUAAGAAGGUUUAGGUGACCAAAACGCCGUUUGGACUUUUUUUUUUUUUUUAAGCAUCAGGUACGAGAAUCGGAGAAUUUAAUAUUUACAAAUUAAAUCACAAUGAAAAACUUCUGUCAGAAAACGUGUUCAGGAUCUGGGUUCCGUAUGUCAGCAAAAACAGUUCACUUUUGAUUUUCAAGAAUGUUAAUUUGUCACGUAUUUUUUGUGUAUACGGAGGAUAUAUUAUUUACAAAAACAGAUGGUUGAUUCUCUGAAAAGGGUCAAAUAAUGUCCGGCCUCAUUUAUCAGUCAUUCGGUAAUGUUCACUGUCAGUUUUUUUCAAAUGAACUAAAAAUUCUAUUUACGUUGACAAGCGUUUCGCUGAUUUUCUUCAUAUUUGUGUCUGUAUGUUGAUAAAACGCCAUUACCAAGCAUGUUCAAGGCAUUUACAUUUAGCCACACCUACACAAUUCCAUAAAAGACAAAUAGAGCAUGAAACAGCAACUAAAUGGUGAAAGAGCAUCCCCUAAUGUGAAAGAGUGCCCCUAAAAUGAAAGUGCACCCCAUAAGGUGAAAGGGUGCCCCUAAAUUGAAAGAGUGCCCCCUAAGGUGAAAGAAUGCCCCUAAAUUAAAAGAGCACCCCAUAAGUAUUUAAAAGAGCAGCCCCUAAGGUGAAAGAGCGCCCCUAAGGUGAAAGAGCACCCCAUGGUGAAAGAGUGCCCCAAAUUGAAAGAGCACCCCCAAAGUGAAAGAGAGCCCCCCCAAGGUGAAAGAGCGCCCCCAAGGUGAAAGAGCGGCCCUAAGGUGAAAGAGUGCCCCAAGGUGAAAGAGCACCCCCAAAAUGAAAGAGCGCCCCCUAAGGUGAAAGAGCACCCCAAGGUGAAAGAGCACCCCCAAAUUGAAAGAGCGCCCCUAAGGUGAAAGAGCGCCCCCUAAGGUGAAAGAGCGCCUCCAAAUUGAAAGAGCACCCCUAAGGCGAAAGAGCACCCCCUAAGGUGAAAGAGCGCCUCCUAAGGUGAAAGAGCACCCCCAAAUUGAAAGAGCGCCCCUAAGGUGAAAGAGCGCCCCUAAGGUGAAAGAGCACCCCCAAAUUGAAAGAGUGCCCCUAAGGUGAAAGAGCGCCCCCUAAGGUGAAAGAGCGCCUCCAAAUUGAAAGAGCGCCCCUAAGGCGAAAUAGCACCCCCUAAGGUGAAAGAGCGCCUCCUAAGGUGAAAGAGCACCCCCAAAUUGAAAGAGCGCCCCCCAAGGUGAAAGAGCGCCCCUAAGGUGAAAGAGCACCCCCAAAUUGAAAGAGCGCCCCUAAGGUGAAAGAGCGCCCCUAAGGUGAAAGAGCGCCCCCAAAUUGAAAGUGCCCCUAAGGUGAAAGAGCGCCCCUAAGGUGAAAGAGCGCCUCCAAAUUGAAAGAGCGCCCCUAAGGCAAAAGAGCACCCCCUAAGGUGAAAGAGCGCCUCCUAAGCUGAAAGAGCACCCCCAAAUUGAAAGAGUGCCCCUAAGGUGAAAGAGCACCCCUAAGGUGAAAGAGCACCCCCAAAUUGAAAGAGUGCCCCUAAGGUGAAAGAGCGCCCCCUAAGGUGAAAGAGCGCCUCCAAAUUGAAAGAGCGCCCCUAAGGCGAAAUAGCACCCCCUAAGGUGAAAGAGCGCCUCCUAAGGUGAAAGAGCACCCCCAAAUUGAAAGAGCGCCCCCAAGGUGAAAGAGCGCCCCUAAGGUAAAAGAGCACCCCCAAAUUGAAAGAGUGCCCCUAAGGUGAAAGAGCGCCCCUAAGGUGAAAGAGUGCCCCCAAAUUGAAAGAGUGCCCCUAAGGUGAAAGAGCACCCCCAAAUUGAGAGUACCCCCUAAGGUGAAAGAGUGCCCCCAAAUUGAAAGAGCACCCCUAAGGUGAAAGAGCGCCCCUAAGGUGAAGGAGCACCCCCAAAUUGAAAGAGCACCCCUAAGGUGAAAGAGCGCCCCCAAAUUGAAAGAGCACCCCUAAGGUGAAAGAGCGCCCCCUAAGGUGAAAGAGCGCCCCCAAAUUGAAAGAGCGCCCCUAAGGUGAAAGAGCGCCCCAAGGUGAAAGAGCGCCCCCUAAGCUUGACAUGCACUAAAUAUUCCACUGCUGAAGCACCACGGUAUCUCUUCCUCCUUUUAUAGGGCGCCAUUACUUUUGUCCUGAUCAUCUUAUUUGUCUUAAUUAUGGAUUUAAACUUGAUAGAGUAAUCGGUCCAUGAAAUCGCAGUAACUUAUUGAUCAAUCGAGGUUCUCAUUAACGAUUUUCCUUCUAUGGAAAUAUGGAAAUUUCCAUAAAAUAAAUAACGUAAGAUACAAACGAUUUUUCCAAACAAACCGUGUUUUCAUUUUAGUUAGUUUGUUUGUUUGUUUUUGCAGAUGACUUACUAAUAAAUUCGUUUGUAUGCAACAUGACGAACGAAACUCAAUUAAGAUAAAUUACAGGAGAUGUUCUUUGAAAAGCCCCGCCCCCAAUGACCUCUGAUUGGCUGUGAGCGAUUUUUCCAUCAGUUCUUGUGAACUUAAACAGACCUCACAUCAUUUUCAUGCAAUUUUUACGGAAAUCAACAGGAAAAAGGUGCAUUUUUUUCCCGCUGACACCCAAAAUUUCCUUUUUAACAUUCCUUGUGUAUGUAUGUGCGUGCGUGCGUGUGUGUUAUUAUAAACAGAUGUUUAUUUUCACAGGAAGGCGGAGUUUCUGAAAUUAGAGCUACGACAGGAUACGACGUUAUUAUUAUCCGAGUUUCUAUUUUCAUACACUGAAAAACCACAAAGUAUAGAAAUAAUAUAUACACACACACACACA
Messenger RNA from Neoarius graeffei (lesser salmon catfish), 8347 nucleotides. It is a transcript of the gene magi2a, whose product is annotated as membrane associated guanylate kinase, WW and PDZ domain containing 2a. The transcript is spliced from 23 exons. Gene Ontology annotation, biological process: receptor clustering; signal transduction. Gene Ontology annotation, cellular component: cytoplasm; dendrite. Gene Ontology annotation, molecular function: beta-1 adrenergic receptor binding; type II activin receptor binding; SMAD binding. Bases 439 to 4791 code for a protein of 1450 amino acids. The record is from RefSeq and is a predicted model, not a curated record. Lineage: Eukaryota; Metazoa; Chordata; Actinopteri; Siluriformes; Ariidae.